Brassica napus (rape) is the source of this 559-nucleotide messenger RNA. RefSeq names its product 60S ribosomal protein L38-like. The record is from RefSeq and is a predicted model, not a curated record. The transcript has 3 exons. Gene Ontology annotation, cellular component: cytosolic large ribosomal subunit; ribosome. Bases 241 to 450 code for a protein of 69 amino acids. Gene Ontology annotation, molecular function: structural constituent of ribosome. Gene Ontology annotation, biological process: translation; protein-RNA complex assembly. Lineage: Eukaryota; Viridiplantae; Streptophyta; Magnoliopsida; Brassicales; Brassicaceae.
AAAAACAAAACUAAAAGGACCUAAAUGCAAGAAACAUCGUCAAACUCUGUAAAACUGUAACAUGAACUUUCCGAUACAUGUUUGGGCCGAAGCCCAUUAUGAAGAUUGUUUGAAAGAUGGGCUAAAGAGUAUUUUAACUGUAAGAGUCUAGGGUUUGGUCUCUAUAUCUCGCAAGCAGUGUGUUUUAUUGAAGGCUUUGUUCUUGCUCUCUGUGUCUGAAAGGCGGCUACAGAUCCGAAAAUGCCUAAGCAAAUCCACGAGAUCAAGGACUUCCUUCUGACGGCAAGAAGGAAGGAUGCUAGAUCAGUGAAGAUCAAGAGAAGCAAAGACAUUGUCAAGUUCAAGGUCAGAUGCUCGAAGUACCUCUACACUCUCUGCGUCGUUGACCAAGAGAAAGCCGACAAGCUUAAGCAGUCGCUUCCUCCAGGUUUGAGUGUGCAAGACCUUUGAAGAUGAGAAAAUGAAGCUCCUUUGUUAUGAUGAAUCCUGAUGAGUUUUUGUUUAGUUAAACUAUGUUCAAACUUUUUAUGAGUAUUGAGUAUGUUUUGGUUUUUUUAAA